GGUUGAUGGGUGGUGGAGCUUGGUUGGCUGGCCUAAAAUAGUACAAUUUGGAACAAACUAUAAGCUCCACCCACAAAUUUAGAGGGAAAAAAUUAAAAUGGCAUUGUGAUUCUAUUCAAGUUAAACAAUACAUCUUUCUCUUCUUCUGCCGGAUUUGUCAUUGUUAUUUUGACAAAUCCAUGGCGGAAAAGGGUGUGCCAUUGCCAAAGUUUGGAGAAUGGGAUCUAAACGAUCCAGCAUCAGCUGAGGGAUAUACUGUGAUAUUCAACAAAGCCAGGAAUGAGAAGAAGACUGGUGUUAAGAUUGAUUCACCAUCCAAGGAUUAUCACAAAACCAAAUAUAAACAAGUUGUUCUUGGCAAACCUCAAUCUAAAAAAUGGUUUUGCUGCGUAAGUCCGUCUGGCAGAGAAUCAUAAGGCUUUCGAAAUCAACAUAAUUUCCAGAAAUCUAGAGCUCAAUUAAAGCUAGGAUGGUGUACUUCUGGAAUCUUUGAGCUUGGAAUAAUAAUAAUAAUAAUUAGUAGAUAAUACAUUAUAUAUAUAUAUAUAUUUAUGAUUUCUGGUGAAUGAAUUAUCACAGGCAUUUUUACCUCAAUA
Lathyrus oleraceus (garden pea) is the source of this 596-nucleotide messenger RNA. Its product is annotated as protein NOI4. The transcript is spliced from 3 exons. Gene Ontology annotation, cellular component: plasma membrane. NCBI's taxonomy places the organism in Eukaryota, Viridiplantae, Streptophyta, Magnoliopsida, Fabales, Fabaceae. Bases 180 to 416 code for a protein of 78 amino acids. The record is from RefSeq and is a predicted model, not a curated record.